This is a messenger RNA of Heterocephalus glaber (naked mole-rat), 2412 nucleotides long. RefSeq names its product peptidyl arginine deiminase 6 (gene Padi6). Gene Ontology annotation, molecular function: calcium ion binding; protein-arginine deiminase activity. The record is from RefSeq and is a predicted model, not a curated record. Gene Ontology annotation, cellular component: cytoplasm; nucleus. NCBI's taxonomy places the organism in Eukaryota, Metazoa, Chordata, Mammalia, Rodentia, Bathyergidae.
AACCCCAUAUCAGGGUGGGCGCCAGCCCAGCUGAGGCUCCUAGGCGGCGUUCCGGUGCAGGGCCUGAGGUGGUUGGCGGGGAAGGAGGCACUAUGUCCCUGCAGAGUGUGGUCCAGCUCUCCCUGGACAGCCCCGUCCAUGCUGUGUGUGUGCUAGGCUCCUGCCUUGUCGUGGACAUCAGCGGGUGUGCCCCCAAGAAGUGUGACUCCUUCAUGCUCACCUGCUCCCCGAAGGUGCUGGUUGUCCUGAAGAGCCAGGUGACCAGCGGGAGGGACAAAACUUCCAUCUGGCACCCGCUGUCCGAGCCCAUGAGCGCACUGGUGAUGAUGGUGCUUCCCAGCUCUGUCGUGGACGAGGACAAGGUGCUGGUCUCAUACUACUGCCCCUACGAGGAGGCCCCCUUGGCCACAGCAGUGCUGUACCUCACAGGCAUCGAGGUCUCCCUGAAGACGGAUAUCUACCGUGAUGGGCAACAGGAGAUGCCACUCAACAAGCAGAUGAAGUUCCUAUCACUGCAGGAAAAGUGGCUCUGGGGCCCAACUGGAUGGGGGGCCAUCCUGCUUGUGAACUGCAGCCCUGCUGAAGUGAACCAGGACACAAAGACUGUGUUGUCAGAAGAUAUAAAGGACCUGUCCCAGAUGACGCUGACUGUCCAAGGCCCCACCUCUGCUUUAAAGAACUAUCAGCUGGUCCUUCAUACCUCUGAGGAAGAGGCCGAGAAGGCCAGAGUCUACUUGCCGCAUGGAGACACCUCUGGCGCCUUUCAGAUUGUGCUGGGACCCGGCUGUAACUCCCAUACCUUUAACCCACUGGUGAACCUUGGGAAGGAGACCCUCUACGUGGAAGCGAUAGAGUUCCCAUCUGCCAACUUCACAGGCCUGAUCUCCUUCUCGGUCUCCCUGAUUGAAGAUUCUCCAGUCCCCUCAAUUCCAGAGACCCCGGUCUACAAGGACACAGUAGUGUUCCGGGUAGCUCCCUGCAUCUUCACCCCCAGCACUCAGAUGCCGCUAGAGGUGUACCUGUACAGAGAUGUGAAGAUCCAGGGCUUUGUGGACAUGGUGGCGGCGCUGAGUGAGAAGACUGACAGCCAGGUGGUGUCUGUCUAUGAGGACCCCAACCGCCUGGGCAGGUGGCUGCAGGACGAGAUGGCCUUCUGCUACACUGAGGCCCCCCAGAAGAUGACAUCUUUUGUCCUGGACACCCCUCGGGCCACCAAGCUUGAUGAGUUCCCCAUGAAAUAUGCACUGAGCCCUGGUGUGGGCUACGUGAUCCAACACACCAAGGACCACACGGUGGCCAGCCUGGAUACCAUUGGGAACCUGAUGGUGUCCCCACCCGUCAGGGCCCAGGGGAAAGAGUACCCGUUGGGCAGAGUCCUCUUUGGUGGCAGCUUCUACCCCAGUGCCGAGAGCCGGAUGAUGAGCAAGAGCCUUUGCGACUUCCUCCACGCACAGCAGGUCCAAGCGCCUGUGGAGCUCUUCUCAGACUGGCUGAUGACCGGCCACCUGGAUGAGUUCAUGUGCUUCAUCCCAGUGGAAGAAAAGAAAGAGAGCUCAAAGGGCUUCCGGUUGCUCCUAGCCAGCCCCAGAGCCUGCUACAAGCUGCUCCAAGAGAAGCAGGAGGAAGGCUAUGGGAACGCGACUCUGUUUGAGGGUGUCAGCCCUAGCCUGCUGCGCUCUAACGGAAGGGAGGCCAAAACCAUCAACCAGUUUCUUGCUGACAAAAGUUUGAGAAAUCAGAACGACUAUGUAGAGAGGUGCAUUCGCCUGAACCGCGCCAUCCUGAGGGAGAAGCUGGGCCUGCUGGAGGAUGACAUCAUCGACAUCCCCCAGCUCUUCUGCCUGGAGCAGCUGACCAACGUCCCCUCGGACCAGCAGCCCUGUAGAUUCUUUGCGAGGCCCUACUUCCCUGACGUGCUUCGAAUGAUUGUGAUGGGCAAGGAUCUGGGGAUCCCCAAGCCCUUUGGGCCACAAAUCAAGGGCACCUGUUGCCUAGAAGAAAAGAUCUGCCAGUUACUGGAGCCCCUGGGCCUCAAGUGCACCUUCAUUGAUGACUUUGACUGCUACCUGACCGAUGUCGGAGACUUCUGUGCCUGUACCAACAUCCGCCGGGUGCCCUUUGCCUUCAAGUGGUGGAAGAUGGUGCCUUAGCCCUGGCCUUGGAGCUGCCCUGUCCCACCCCAGCAAUGGCCCAUUAUCACCAAGUACCACCAGCAUGAUUCCUGGCCCAUUUGUGGGGGUGGCUGCAGAGUUAUGGCAAUGCUUCCCUUGCCCUAGUCACCCCAUCCCUCAGAUCCAGUAGGGUAGCAAAUGCUACCAGCUCAGACCUCCUGGGAACAGAAGGGGGACAUGGAAAACCGUCUUCAACUAUGUUUACUACAGAGCCAAUAAAGCUCUAGCUGUUCUGAGUGCA